UUUGCUUCUAUUAUAUAAACUAGUCAAAUAUAUACAUUGUAACAGAAGUAAUGAAGGAGAUUCAACAUUUUAGUCAUUGGCAUCCUCUAUAUGAGUAUCGGUGGUGGAUAGUAUUCACUUGUGGUAUAUGCAAUCAGCCAAUCGACAAACAUGAAGUACAUUACGAAUGCCGCAUUUGCGACUAUCAAAUCCACAUAGCAUGUGCUGAGUUGCCAGAGCAUAUCAACAACUCUUUGCAUGGCACACACUCCCUCAGCCUCCUUAAAAGAUCACCACGGGAGACUUCUAUUCAUUGCUUUUACUGUGACAAAUCUUUCGGAGAUGAAUAUUAUGCUUACACUUGCAAGGAGUGUGCUUUCUACAUGCAUGCCAAAUGUGGUGUGAUCGCACAACCCACAAUAGCAUGUGAUGAUCCUGGCGUCAUUCAAUUCUCAUGCCAUCAACAUCCAAUGCCACUUGUGGUCGAGCAUGGAGAUGGUGAAGAUAUUAUUCUUGGUAAGAAAUGCAUAGCAUGUCAAUUACCUUGCUCCUAUCCAGCCUACUCUUGCACCACACAUUCAUGUCUGAAUUUUUUUCAUAAGUCCUGUGUAGAUAAACUGCCACAGAAAAUUCAACAUCCUUUUCAUUCACACAAACCUCUUACCCUUCAAAUCAGUAAGCUUCAAUCUUGUGAUCUUUGUUAUAAAAAGGAUUGCAGACUCGUUUUUAGUUGUCGUGAAAUUGGAUGUACCUUUAAGGUUUGUACCAAAUGUGCAUUUCUCGAUACAAUUGUAAGAUGUCGAAGUCAUGAUCAUUUGCUUUGUCUUGUGGAAGGAGAAUAUUUUGACAAUAUCAAAUGCGAUGCUUGUCAAAAAUCUUAUAAAGAGUUGAAUAAUCAUGCUACAUCUGAAAUUUAUUUGACUCGAUCAUUCCUAUUUCGUUGUAUGGAAUGUGAUUUUAACCUCCAUUUUAUAUGCGGUCCAUUGCCAUCAACCAUUAAAUUCAACUACCACAUACAUAGUUUGACUCUUCUUGAUUCAGUCGUUGAAGAUAAUUGUCACGAAUAUUAUUGCGAUGUGUGUGAAGAAGAAAGAAACCCAGACUUUCGUGUUUACAAUUGUUCUAAUUGCCGAUACGAAGCGCAUAUACAUUGUUUGAUCCCUCAGAUUAUGAAGUUGGUGAAAGGGGGCAACGACACUAGUAAUGAUGUGGAGCUUUGGGCUUUGGGAGAAAACCGAUGGAAUUGGACAAUUGCAAUUGGAGAAAAAGAUUAUAAUAAUACUCACAAAGUGACACUUGGGGACCUAAUGAGUUGUCUAACCCAACAAGAAAAUGAGAUCCUACUUCAUCCAUGGAACCGGAGAGAAAAUUUUAGUUUUAGAAUAAAUAUGCAUGAUAGUUACAAAAAUACUAAUUCUCGAUUUCAUCAAUUGGGCAGAUCUAUUGAAGAUUUUGAAACAAUUAUUGAAUUUUUUCAAAAGUUUGAUAGCUUGGCAUAUAGCUUUGAUGAUGAGAUUCGUUGCUACAUUCGUGAAGAAGGAAUAAGGUUUAAAGUAGAGGAUAAGUAUUUAAGGCAAGAGGUUAUGGAAGUUGAUGGUAAGUACAAGGUACCCAAGACACUGGCUCCUAUUUUGAAAACAUUGCUUGACAACUACUGUGGAGGAGGAGAUCUUGGAGGUGAUUCAAGUUUAAGCCCUGCGAUGAAGAGUGUGUGUGCAACAAUACUACUAAUUGUCAUUGACAAAAUGUACAGAACUAAGAUUGAAGAUGUUACCUGGGAUGAACUCAAAGAAUGGUAUUUUUAUCUUAUUUCCAUUUAUUUGAUUACAGAUUUUAAAGUCUGUAAAUACUUGUUGGGUGACUUGAGAAAGAAAUUCAUUCAAGACUAUUGGAGUUUGAAAGUCAUAAGAUGUAAACAAGACUCCAAGAAUCAAAUAAAUGCAAAGAUUGAAUUUUUGAAAGCUGAAUUGAAAAGAUGGGAGGAGAAUCUUAACAAGUUGGAAGAGAUAGACAUGAAUGGUUUCUUGAAAACUUACGCUUUGCCGCUGAAGAAGAUGACUGUUGAUGAGAACAUGGAUUACUCUGAAAACUUGGCUUGGCAUCUAAAGCAUAAGACUGUUGGUGACAGGGCUUUUUCAUCACUUAGAUGAAAUUUUAGGCUAAAUAUUUGUGUGUGCAUGCAAGUGCAUUCAGUUUUCUUUUUCAUGUUCACAAUAUUCAUGUUUCUUUCCUUUGCUUUUUUACUUUUUUAAUUGAAUGUAGUGUUGUAAUACUCAACUGAACUAAUGAAUUUACAGCCGUUUUUAUGUAAUUAAAGUGUUCUCAUUAAUUACUU
Messenger RNA from Humulus lupulus (European hop), 2314 nucleotides. RefSeq lists its product as uncharacterized. The record is from RefSeq and is a predicted model, not a curated record. The coding region runs from base 51 to 2129 and encodes 692 amino acids. NCBI's taxonomy places the organism in Eukaryota, Viridiplantae, Streptophyta, Magnoliopsida, Rosales, Cannabaceae. The transcript is spliced from 2 exons.